AGUUGUUGUUAUGUAGUUAACAUGAAUAAUAACAUAUUUAUUAAUUUUUGAAGAUUUUUUGAUAACAAUGUUUUUUGAUGCCGAUGAAGAUGACGAUGGUGGUGGUUUUUCCUCAGGUCUUGGAAGCUUUAAAUCAGGAGGCUCAAGUCUAUCAUCUUUAUUUGGUGCUGAAAAAAGUUCAAUUGGAAAUGAAAGUUUAAAGUAUAGUGCUCCAAAACAACCCAAACCUAAAGCAGCAGAUGAUGUUUUAAGUGAUCCAAAUGAGCAGAAACCUGAUUCUCCAUCAUUGUUGUUUGCAUGUGCUGUUCAUGCCUUUAAACUUUCAAAUGGAGAAUAUGUAAAACAAGGGAAGGUUGGUGCUGCAAUACUCGGAAGUUUAUCAUCAAAAGAUUAUAAGAUUUUACUCUACAUCACCCAGAAGAAACCUGUAACAAGUGCAACCAUUAAUGCAACAUUUACUUUUAAUUUGCAGAAGGGAAAUUAUGCUACGUUUUAUGAUGACCAAUCACAAAACUGGUCAAUAUGUUUUGAAGCAGAUUCUCAGUUGUUAGACUUUGCAAAAUGGAUUGGAUUAGCUCGCUAUAAUGUGUCAGAAAAUAAACUAAUCACUCAAGAUUUAAAUUUUUUGGAGGAUCAAGAGAUACGAAAAGGUGACACAGUUGAAAUUGUUUAUACUGGUUGGUUGCAUGCAGGAAAUAGUUUUGGAAAGAUAUUUGAUAGCAAUAAAGACUCUGGGAAGUAUUUUGUAUUUAAAGUUGGUAAAGGAAAAGUUAUAAAGGGUUGGGAACAAGGUGUGAUUGGGAUGAAGAAACUUUCAAAAAGAUUGUUAGUUGUUCCCCCAGAUCUUGGUUACGGUCUUCAGGGGGUUGGUGAACAAGUUCCAAAAAAUGCAACAUUAAUAUUUCAAGUAGAAGUUACUAGAGUUAAAUUUGCAACUACUUCAAUAGAAGUAACUGCAGUAUCAGAUUUGUCGGUGAAUAAUGAAAAUAAAUCUGAACCUGUAAUUAUACUAAAUAGUAAUUUGCUUGGAAGUUAUGAAGAAGGAUCUUCUGAGGCGGAUAGUUUUAGAGAUAGAGCUAAGUCAAUUAAUGAUCACAUAAAUAAACUAAAAGACGAGAGUACAGGAUCAACGAAGUCAAAACUUUUAGAGCGAAUGUCUAAGAUGGGGCAUUCUAUGAUGCCUUCAGUAAUUCAAAAAAAUGAUACAAAGGAGCAUGAGGUUAACACAGAGGUUGCUAUAGAGACUCAUCCUACUUCUCCUGUAACAAUUCAACCUCCUGUAAAAUCUGAAUUUCCAAAACCUGCAUUGAGAGCAAAGCCAGAGCAAGGUAAUCAAGCAGAUCAUACAAAGCAAUCAUGUGACUCUUUUGAAAAGCCACCAGUUUAUCUACCACAAAAUGUAGACUACAAUCUAAUGCCUAAUAACUCAACUAUUCAACCACAAUAUCUGACUUCAAACUAUCAGCCAGCAUCACAAAAUAUUCACCAAGUUUAUCAUCCACACCAGUUAUCUGUGUACCAGUCUCCUCAAGUUACUCAGUCUGGAAUGUUUGGACCACCUCAAUAUCCAACUGUACAACCAAUAACCCCUUCAUUAUCUUCUACUGAAAUGAACUUGGUGAUGACUGAUGGAAGGUUGAAACAUUCUGAAAUCAAAAAUGAUUUAACUCGUAUAAUGGAUAAGCUAGAUUUAAUCUCUCAGAAAGUUAUCAGCUUAGAUAAUAGCGGUAAACAUGCACAAGCGUACCAAUCUCAAGCUCCAGAAAUGGAAGCUAAUGUUUUAUUGCAUAAUAUUACACGCAUUGUCAAGGAAAAUGAGAAGUUACGUUCAGAUGUUGAAGAGAAAAAUAGAAAGAUUGAGUCCCUAAAUGAAAGAAUGAGUGAUCUUUUGACUAAAAACCAACAAUUUCUUGAGCGUAGUAAUACUUUAAUAGCCAACCAAUCAGAUUCUUUAUACAGCACAAGUGCACAGGCAAGUGCAAAAGUUGUAGCUUUAGAAGAGCUGAAUGCAAAACUGGAAGCAGAGCUCAGUGCAACAAAAAAACAGUUUUUUCAAGUAAAGUCUAAACAAGAUUUUAGUGAGCAACAAGAAGCUGAGCUAAAUGCAGAAUUGCAGUCCUUAAAACGACAGUUAAAAAUCUUUAAAGAAACACAGGAUAAAACAGCUAGUUCUACUGGAGAGCAAGAAACUAUAAUCGAUGAACUAAAUAAAAAACUUGUUGCUGAAAAAAAAGAGUCAAAACAACUCCAAAACAAACUGGUUCAGUUAGAGGAGGAGCAUACAGAAAUGUUACAAGAGAAAAAUGAGUUAGGAAAAAAUGUAGUUGAUUUAAAGAAAAAAAUGAAAGAUGCACAAAGAAAGUGGGAAGAGGAAACGGAAAUAUUAAAAUCUAGUCACGAGGAAGAACUUCAAUCUUUAAAGCAAAACUUUCGAAAAAGUUCAGGUGUUGAUAAGCUGGUUGCACUUGAAAAUGAAUUGAAGUUAAAAUAUGAAAAUGAAGUUGCUGAAAAAUUAACAAAACUAAAUGAAAAACACAAUAGUGAUAUAAUGAACCUCCAAAAAGAGAAAGAAGAUGCAUUAAAGCAACUGAAAGAACAGCUAGCAACAGAAAGAUUUGAGUUCCAACAUUCAAAGGAUUCUUUGAUAUCAAUGCAUAAACUGCAAGUUGACAAUUUAGAAAUUAAAAAUGCAGAGCUUCUCAAUCAGUUGCAAGAAACAAAAGCCUCUAUGAAAACUUUAAGUGAAGAUUUACUCAAAGAAACAAAUGAAAAAAAUCGAAGUAUAGAAAAGUUGCAGUCUGAACUCGUAGAAUCUUAUGAAAAAGGUGUUGCAGCUGGUCGUAGUACAGUUAAAGUUAUUUCGGCUUCUUCUUAUGACAGAGGAUUUUCUGAAGGAAAAGCAAGCGUGGAAAAUUUAAGUAAUAGUAAAGAAGCUUUACUUGAAAAGAUAAAGAAGAUUAUGAGUGGAGUAUUCUUUCAAAUUAAAUCAAAUUUCGUUAAUGAUCAAAAAUACAGUGGUGAACAUGUGAUAGGAGUUGUAUUAGAAAAUAUAAAGAAAGUGACUUUACAAAUGAACGAAGAAAAUCCAAGCAGCAACGAAGAUGACAGUUCUGAAGAAGAGGAAGAAGAGGAAGAAAGAGAAAUUCCAAGUGAAGAUAAUAACCAAAAUAAUAGUGAUCUUUCAACUAAAACGUUAUCUAAACCUGAAGAAAUUAACGCACCUUUAGAUGCAGAUAUCAACAAUGUAACAAAAGACUCGUCAAAAAAUUCAUCAACUUCUUAUAUAGAUAAAGUUGAAACUUCUCAAACUUCUCAAACUCCUCAACUUUCUCAAACUUCUCAAACUUCUCAACUCCUCAAACUUCCUUCACGUAAAGAAGAGAUUGAAAAUGAGAAAUAUCAAAUCACACAUAAUAAGCUUACACAAUCACUCACAAAUACUUUGGAAAAACAAAGUUUGGAGGUGACUAAAAAUGUGGAAGUUCAAAAACCUUCGGGUCAAUCGGAGUCUCUUUUUGGUGAUUCUAAUGACGACACUAUGUUUGUUAACAAGAAUAUUAAAGCAGCACAUAGUCGCAGCCCUCCGCCAUUAUUUGGUGAUGAUGAUGACGAUACUAACUGGAUAUAGAGCAAAUAAUAUUUUGCUGUUAAAAUUUGUUUUCAACUUUUAUGUUUUUUAUAUAUAUAUAUAUUUAGAUUUUCUAUAUAUUUUUUAGUCGAAAAUCAAAAUCAUAAAUUCGGCUUUGAUUAAUGAUAAUUAUAUAAUAUUUUUCUUUUAUUAAUUUUUUAAUUUUUUUUACCUCGCAAUUUAUAAUUAUUUUUUUAACUUAUUUGUGCUUUGCCGUCAUGGCGAUAUAAGUUGAUGAGUUACCUGUUUUAUCGUCUUAACGUGAUAAGUUGAUAAGUUACUUGUUUUAUCUGUUGUGAAUUUUAAUAAUACUGAUUUAUGAUAAGUUUUGUGUUAUAUUUUAUGUUAAUUAUACUGUUAAUUAUACCGAUACAUUUUGGUAUUGGUUUAUUUAUACCGACAAACGUUAAUUAUACCGACAAACGUUGGUAUUGGUUUAAUUAUACCGACAAACGUUGGUAUUGGUUCAAUUACCAGUGAGAUAUAGAUAAUACACAUUUUAAUAGUCUAUGUGAAUCUAGAGAUGUAAUAAGUUUUCUUUGUAUUUCUUAGAUACACCUAAAAUGCA
Molecule: messenger RNA, 4196 nt
Organism: Hydra vulgaris (swiftwater hydra)
Lineage: Eukaryota; Metazoa; Cnidaria; Hydrozoa; Anthoathecata; Hydridae
Product: FK506-binding protein 15
Molecular function (GO): peptidyl-prolyl cis-trans isomerase activity
Source: RefSeq, a predicted model, not a curated record